Molecule: messenger RNA, 2430 nt
Organism: Dinoponera quadriceps
Lineage: Eukaryota; Metazoa; Arthropoda; Insecta; Hymenoptera; Formicidae
Gene: ChLD3
Exons: 9
Coding region: 685-2409 (574 amino acids)
Biological process (GO): carbohydrate metabolic process
Cellular component (GO): extracellular region
Molecular function (GO): protein binding; chitin binding
Source: RefSeq, a predicted model, not a curated record
CCGCAGCCUUCGUCGUUAAACUCGAUAAUCGAGUUUCACGGUUGCCGCUUGAGACUCGCGUCUCGGUAUUGAAAGUCUCCCAAGUGCUCGUGAUCCGACAGCCCGAAAGUUUGCCCGAUAAAUUAUAAAUACACGACAAUUAGCUGCCGCUGGCUACGACGCGUUCCGAUUAUUCGAUCUUCCUCGAGAUCUCCGCGCGAUGAUUUCUUAUCUCACCCGCCCCUCUUCGUCGCAGACACGCAUCACCGAUCUGUAGAGAAAUGUGGAGUAAGACGAGACUGAAGCAAAAAAAAAGCUUUGGUAAAAGCGAAACUACUGACUCUUUGCUGCAUACAUUUUUCUGCCGAAUAUAUUUUGCUAGAUUUUGGUAGACUUAUAUUCUCAUUCGGCAUCAUUCGGCCCGUUAGAUCAAUCGAGGAUCUAAUCGAUCGUGGGUAAUGACGGCUCUCCUCGCCGAACGAUCGGCGUCGCGAUUAAACAGCGUCGAAUCGUACGGGCGCGGCGGCAACGUCUUCCCGAUCGGAGACGAGUGAAAAUAGCCGAUCCGCAGGAGAUCGGCGCGGCCACCGGCUCGUCAUAUAAGGCAUGUUUUCGCCGGUAUACCGUCAGUUCGAAAGUACAAGCUGUCGCGCGUGGAGGAGAGCCGCGUAGACGCGCGCGUCCGUCGCGCGAGGUACAUCGAACAUGAGGUCGCGUCUCGCGCUGAUCGCGCUGCUCGCCGUUUCCGGCAACGCCACGACGGAGAAAGGAAAAUCCGGGGGGGUUCCUUGCAUUGACGACAAUAAGUUCUACCGAAAUCCCGAGGCACCGUCGCACAGCAUCUGGUCGCCCGCGGAGUGCGCCAAGUAUUUCCUCUGCCUAGACAACGAGGUGUUCGAAUUCAAGUGCUCGCAGGGCCUCCUCUUCGACGUCUCCAGGCAGAUCUGCGACUUCAAGGCGAACGUCGACAACUGCGAUGUAACCUCAGAUGUCCAACCGGCGAGGCCGUUGCUGGAGAACGGCCAGUGCGAGGAGAAGAGUCUGGCCUGCGGCGACGGCACGUGCCUCCCGGCCCUCUACUUCUGCGACGGCAGCGUCGAUUGUCCCGACGGCUCUGACGAAGGAUGGUGCGACGCGCUGCACGACACGAACGCCGCGCCGGUUUGCAAGCCGCAGAAAUGCCGGCCACCGGAUUGUUGGUGUUCCGAGGACGGAGCCGGAAUCCCGGGGAAUCUCACCGCUCUCGCGGUGCCGCAGAUGAUAACGAUCACCUUCGACGACGCCGUGAAUGCUGAAAAUUUCGAGCUCUACUCGAAGAUUUUCACGGACGACAGGAAGAAUCCCAACGGCUGCCCCAUAAGAGGUACCUUCUACAUCAGUCAUCAGUACACGAAUUACAGGGACGUGCAGUAUCUGUGGAACGUCGGCCACGAGAUAGCCGCGCAUUCCAUCACGCAUCGCGGACCGGAAGAAUGGUGGUCGAGGAACGCGACGAUCGAGGACUGGUUCGACGAGAUGGUCGGGAUGGCGAACAUCAUCAAGAAGUACGCGGCAGUCCGUAUCGGCGAUAUCAAAGGGGUAAGAGCGCCGUUCCUGCAAGUCGGAUGGAAUCGCCAGUACCUGAUGAUGUCGGAGUUUGGCUUCGUUCACGACUCCUCGAUCGUCGCACCGUUCUCCGAUCCGCCUCUGUGGCCGUACACGCUCGAUUACAGGCCGUCGCAUCCGUGCGUCCGCGUGGGGCAGCUCUGCCCGACCCGCUCCUACCCGGGCAUCUGGGAGUUGCCGUUAAAUCAACUCUUGGCAGGUGUAAGUGAUCACCGCGCGACAGAUGGGACACGCUCUCGAUUAACCGCCGGAUCUUUUGUCCGCUUUUGUGACUCUGUACCUGGCGAAAACCGAAGCUGCCGUUUUCACUCGCGGGCAGUUAGCGAGCAGGUGAGCCAAUGUGCGAGCAUACUAACUUUCGGAACCUUUACGCAGGAUUAUACUUGCACCACUGUGGACUCGUGCCCUUCCGAUUUAUCCGGCGAGGAGAUUUACAAGAUGCUCAUGCUGAAUUUCAAGCGGCACUAUCUCACCAAUCGUGCACCGCUGGGCCUACACUUUCACGCGUCGUGGUUCCAAAACCCGAUGUACUUCUACGCGUUUAACAAAUUCGUCGACGAUUUGCUACGACUGGAUGAUGUGUUCUUCGUCACGAGUCACCAGGUCGUAGAAUGGAUGCGUAGACCAACGUCUCUCAGCGAAAUCGAAAAAUUCACAUCCUGGCAGUGUGAGAAACGGCGUCUCGAGUCGUUUGAGGUCGCCUGCGACUUGCCAAAUAGUUGUAAACUACCGAGUAGAGUGCUCAAGUCAUACAGGUAUUUGCACACGUGCUUCGAAUGCCCAAAACAAUAUCCAUGGUUAAGAAAUGAAUUCGGAGCAGAGUGAAGGUGAUAAAUAUGUAGGAAU